This is a messenger RNA of Sphaeramia orbicularis (orbiculate cardinalfish), 9712 nucleotides long. It is a transcript of the gene helz, whose product is annotated as helicase with zinc finger. The record is from RefSeq and is a predicted model, not a curated record. Gene Ontology annotation, molecular function: metal ion binding; helicase activity. NCBI's taxonomy places the organism in Eukaryota, Metazoa, Chordata, Actinopteri, Kurtiformes, Apogonidae. Gene Ontology annotation, biological process: regulatory ncRNA-mediated post-transcriptional gene silencing. Gene Ontology annotation, cellular component: cytosol; P granule. The transcript is spliced from 33 exons. The coding region runs from base 53 to 6160 and encodes 2035 amino acids.
AGUGGAUCCAAGAUGGCGUAGAAAGUAAAGCUAGAAGUUUUGUCCCUGAGUCAUGGCGGACAGGAGAGCGGAGAAGUCAUGUGAAGAAGCCAGCAGAUCGUUAGCCAGGCGGGAGUACGAGGCGGUAGUCAACCACAGCUCGGACGCCCUGGUGGUCCUUGCACCCCAAACCCCAUCAUCUGGUGCCCCUGUCCCGCCGAGUCCUCCAGCUCUUGUUGUCGCCGCCGGACCCCUCCGCAGCCGCGCCCUGCUUUACCGAAUUGCUGCCUUCCUGCAGCUGAAAAACUAUGAUGAAGCAGACGAAGACUGCAAAUAUGUCCUGGCAGAAGAGAUUGCCAGGGGAGAUGGUUCGCUACAAGCCAGCCUGCACGCCAUGCUGUUGGAUGGCAGCCUGCAGGAGGUGGCAAGCAUCCUAUCUAAGGCCUUGUAUGGAGAGCCUCUGAAUGGUAUUGUUGCAAAAGAUCUGACCAGAUUAAAAAUGCUAUUCUCAGAAGUAGAGGCUAUAAAUAGGGAGAUGGCACCAGAAUACACAGAUGACCAAGAGGAAGAGGUCCAAGAUGGUUGGCAGUUCCGGCCUCCUCCCAGAGGAGUCACCAGCAGUGAGGAAUACACCCUCUGUAAAAGGUACUUGGAGCAGGGUCUAUGUCGGUACGGGGCCCAAUGUACAUCAGCCCACUCGCAAGAGGAACUAAUGGAGUGGCAGAAGCGCUAUGCGUCACGCCUCAUCCGCCUCAAACAGCAGCAAGAGAGCAAACACUUCACUGAGAACUACAUGGAGACCCUCAUAGAAAAAUGGAUGAACUCCCUCUCACCCGAGAAAGUGCUAAGUGACUGUUUGGAGGGAGUGAAUGUUGAGAUGAGCUCCAGCCUCUCUGUUACUGUCACUACCAAAAAAUCCUCCCACUCCUGGACCUUCUCCUUGUUGUGCAAGCCUGCAAGAAAGCUGUUCCGAAUCGCCCUGCUCUACGAUGCCCACCGACCACACUUCUCUAUCACAGGCGUGUCGGCGGGGGACCGGCUUCAGCCUGUCCCCAAAGGCUGCCAAGAGUGGACUGCUGGAGAGGAAACAGCAGUGGCAGCGGACAAUGGCCUGGACCACUGUGUCUACAAGGUAGCAGUGGGCUUCAGCACGGAGAUCUUCGGUACCUUCCGGCAGACCGUUGUUUUUGACUUUGGCUCAGAACCUGUGCUGAUGCAGCGGAUCAUGGUAGAUGCUGCCUCUAUUGAAGACCUUGAACAUCUGAUGGCAGCUAGGCAGCAACUUUUGAUUACUGCAAAGCGCUGGGACUCUUCCUGUAAGACCAUUGUAGAAUUCAGUCCUAAUGAGACAAUGGCUGAACUGGAACGCAGCCUCCUAUCCCGCUAUCAGAUCCCUCUUUCAGCUGAUCAGCUCUUCACCCAGUCAGUCCUGGACAAGACUCUGACCAAAGACAACUACCAGGCCCGACUGCACGACCUGCUCUACAUAGAAGAGAUUGCACAAUACAAGGAAGUUAGCAAGUUUAACAUCAAAGUGAAUCUCCAGCUAGUCACCAGCUUUAUGCUGACCGGCAUUUCAGUUGGAGCCAAAUAUGCCCAGAAUGGUCAACUCUUUGCACGCUUCAAACUCACAGAAACACUGUCUGAGGACACAUUGGCUGGACGGCUAGUGAUGACCAAGGUGAAUUCAGUCCUUGUACUGCCAUUGGGCCGUGAGGGGGCCAGCAGCCAGCCACCUCCUGGGGUCAAAGAGCGUGUUUAUGAAGCUGUGAUCGAGGAGAAGACCAAGGAGUACAUCUUCCUCAGGAUCUGUAGGGACUGCUGUGAAGAGCUGGGACUACAGCCAGACAGAGAAAUACAGGUGGAGCUUCAGUUCCAGCUGAACAGGCUGCCGCUCUGUGAGAUGCACUAUGCCCUUGAUCGCAUCAAAGACAAUACAAUCCUUUUUCCUGACGUUAGCCUUGUUCCCACCAUUCCCUGGAGCCCUAACAGGCAGUGGGACGAGCAGCUGGAUCCCCGUUUAAACGCCAAGCAGAAGGAGGCAAUCCUGGCCAUCACCACACCCAUAUCCAUCUCCCUGCCCCCAAUCCUCAUCAUCGGGCCCUAUGGCACUGGCAAGACCUUCACCCUGGCACAGGCUGUCAAGCACAUCCUCCGCCAGGACCACAGCAGGGUCCUAAUCUGCACCCACUCCAACAGUGCGGCUGACCUUUACAUUAAGGACUACCUUCAUCCUUAUGUUGAAGCAGGCAAUCCACAUGCCAGACCUCUCAGGGUAUACUUCAGGAACCGCUGGGUAAAGACAGUCCACCCAGUGGUCCAGCAGUACUGUCUCAUCUCCGGCACACAGGUCACUUUCCAGAUGCCCACAAGGGAGGACAUCCUCAGGCACCGUGUGGUGGUGGUCACCCUCAGCACCUCCCAGUACCUCUGCCAGCUUGACUUGGAGCCUGGACUGUUCACUCAUAUCCUACUGGAUGAGGCAGCCCAGGCCAUGGAGUGUGAAACCAUCAUGCCUUUUGCUCUGGCUAGCAAAACCACCCGCAUCGUGCUGGCUGGAGACCAUAUGCAGCUCAGUCCAUUUGUAUACAGCGAGUUUGCACGGGAGCGCAAUCUGCAUGUGUCACUGUUGGACCGGCUGUAUGAGCACUACCCCCCUGAAUUCCCCUGUCGCAUCCUCCUGUGUGAGAACUACCGCUCCCAUGAAGCUAUCAUCAACUACACAUCAGAAUUAUUUUAUGAUGGGAAGUUAAUGGCAAGUGGGAAGCAGCCAUCCCAUAAAGACUUCUAUCCUCUGACAUUCUUCACAGCCAGAGGAGAAGAUGUUCAGGAGAAGAACAGCACUGCCUACUACAACAACGCUGAGGUAUUUGAGAUUGUGGAGCGAGUGGAGGAGUUGCGCAAAAAGUGGCCAGUGGCCUGGGGUAAACUGGAUGAGGGCAGCAUCGGGGUAGUGUCACCAUAUGCCGACCAGGUGUUUCGCAUUCGUGCAGAACUCAGAAAGAAGAGAAUGCACGAGGUCAGCGUGGAAAGAGUGCUCAAUGUCCAAGGUAAACAGUUUCGGGUGCUAUUUCUCAGCACGGUGCGGACACGGCAUACCUGCAAGCACAAGCAGACAGCCAUCAAGCGCAAAGAACAGCUUGUUGAGGACUCAACUGAGGAUUUGGACUACGGAUUCCUCUCCAACUACAAGCUACUGAACACGGCCAUCACCAGAGCGCAGUCCCUGGUUGCAGUGGUGGGAGAUCCUAUUGCACUGUGCUCUGUGGGGCGCUGCAGGAAGUUCUGGGAGCAUUUUAUCUCCAUCUGCCACCAAAAUUCAAGCCUUCAUGGCAUCACCUUUGAGCAGAUCAAGGCUCAGCUGGAGGCCCUGGAGCUCAAGAAGACCUAUGUCCUUAACCCACUAGCCCCAGAGUUCAUCCCCCGUGCUCUCAGGCCCCUGCAGGGGCACCAUUCUACUUCACAAUCCCUCCAUCCCCACCACCAUCCACAUCCUCAGCAUGCACAGCCUGUCUCCAACAAGCAGGGUCAACAGCAGCAGCAGCAGUCACCCCCUAAGGGUAAACACGCAAACCAUACAGAUCACCUUCCACCUGAAGGAUAUGUCCAACCCAACCCGGCCGUUCUCAUGGGAAACCCGAUUCGAGCCUUCACACCACCCUUGAGUGGGACACAAGCUGGCAUGGGCAAGUCCCCCAGUCCUGUCCAGAGGAUAGAUCCUCACACCGGUGCCAGUAUCCUCUACGUUCCAGCAGUGUAUGGUGGAAACAUGGUCAUGUCCAUGCCCCUGCCUUUGCCUUGGCCAGGUUAUCAGAAUCGUUUUGCUGUGGAUCCUCGCAUCAUGAGCCACCAGGCAGCCAUGGCUUACAACUUCAACCUGUUGCAAGCCCAGAAUAGAAGCUCUCCCAUCCCAUACAGUGGGGUAGCCCACCCUUCCCCCCUAGGAAUGGGCCAACCCAGCCCAGACAAGGAGCUACAGGCAGACCCCAUCAGAAAUGGUAAAAUUGAAGUGUGUCCAAAGUCAGAGCAGAGUCGACUUCAGACGCCAGAGCGGAAAACUGCAGACGUGAAGGAUAAACAGGGAGAUUUAGACACAGGCCAAAGUCGAAAUCUAGACUCGCAGACAGAUGGGCUUGUUGGUUUUCCUAAUACGCUGCUCCAUCGAAAAGACCCCUCAGCUGCCCAAAGAUCCCUCAACUACCACCUGGCACCACCCAACCCUGGUUUUCCUUCACAUCCUGCCAGUGGAAGAGCCUAUCCUCCACAGUAUCCACUCUCCAGGCUUCCCUAUCGGGUCAACCAGCCCCAGCACCCAGGGAUGGCCCAGCAGAGUCAACAGCAGCAACAACAGCUUAGUCCUGCCUACACUGGUGGUAGCCACAGUGCUUCCUUCUUUAGCGGCCCCAUAGGCCCCCACAGAGCUGUCCAGUCCCCUACUCUGGAUGGACCAGAGUCUGGAGGGGUGGAGGAUAUGAGUGGCCCCAUAAGGACUUCAAUGGGCCACCCAGGUGGCCACCAUCCCGGCCUGUCACAGCAUAACAGGGUCAAUAGCUUUGGGGAGGACGGACAGGAUGGAAGCCUCGGAGAAAGUUUAGACCUUCAGGGUUCCAUAUCUCUCGAGGCCCUGAGCCAGCAGCAGCAGCAGCAGCAGCAGGCGGCCAGACUGGGCCAAUGGGGGGAGGCAGCCGGCCCUUUCCUCCAGGGCAGCGUCGCAUUCACUCUACCCCAACAGCUUGCUCACCUUCCUCAACCCGGUAUGGCUCGUUUCCCACAUCAUCUGCUCCGAGCAGCGAGUUGGGGUCUUAGUGCCAACAUGGAGGACGAAGCUGUUCCUUCUGCCUCCACUGGGCCACCUUUCAACAGGUACCCGGGCCUUUUGAGAGAGAUGCCCCCACAGGAGCAGCCUGAACCCAGAGAGGCAGCUGAGAUGCUACCCCCACCUCAGUCUCGCCUUCUCCAGUACCGCCAGUCCCAGUCCCAGUCCCGUGCCUCAGGUGACCCUUCAUCCAGUCUAGCCCCCGCCUCAAAUCACAUUGGCCCGUUCCCAUCAGGACCUUACUCCCACGACACUGGCCGUGACCUCCUUAGCGACAACCUUCUCAACAACCCAGCACUGCAGCAGCAGCAGCAGCAGCAGCACCCAGUGAAUCACCUCUACAGUACUGAUAACUACCCACAUCAGCCACCAGCUCAGUCUGCCAGCCCCCCUCCAUCCCAGGUCAAAUACCUUCUGCAAGAGACCCAGUGGUCCCAUGGUGGAGCUGCCUCAGUGAGCCCACCCCAGCAGAACCAUCUGUUAGGCAACCAGGGCCAUGGACUUCGCUACGGGCUGCCUCUCAUGGCUCACCCCAGCAGGCAGGAGCAAGUCCACCUGAUGCAGCUUCACCAUCAGCACCAGCAGCAUCAACAACACCAACAAAGUCAAGGUCCAGACCAGGAGUCCUACCACCCUCUGUCCCCCAGAACCUCAGCACCUACAGCCCUUCACAGUGUAGACGAGUAUGAACCCAGAGGACCAGGUCGGCCUCUCUAUCAGCGCCGUAUCUCGUCUAGCUACCCUGAUGAACCAUCUCCAGCCAACAACCACAAUGCCCUGUCUCAGCAGCCUCAGCCUUGUACAUCAGACCCCCAGGACCACCCCCAUGCGCACCUACAGCAUCAUCAGCACCCUCACGCCCCCUACGGUUACCCCGCACAUGACCCCUGGCCCAGUAAUGGAGGAGGUCCCGGUCCGUUUCAGAACAUUCCAUGUAACGGAGCCGGCACACUCGUUCAACACCGUGACCUUUUAGCAGCUUCCAAAGCCCUUCGUCAGACAGAGGAGCAGGUGAAAGCGGAGGCCACGGCAGCACAGCAGACACACCCACACUCCCUCAACUCCCUUCAGCACCUUGGACAGUUCCCGCCGCUCAUGGCCAAUAACAAGCAGCAGCCACCGCAGGCUCCCACCGAGCCCGCCCAGGGGGCUCCAAACUUAACCAAACCCCCCACCAUGUCCUAUGCCAGCGCCCUCCGCGCUCCACCCAAGCCCAGAGCCAUUCGGCCCGAACAGGUCAAAAAGAACAGCGACCCUCUGUCCCUCCUACAAGAGCUGAGUAUAGGAAGUUCUAAUAGUAGCAAUGGGUACUACUCCUAUUUCCCCAUCUCGAGUGAGUGUCACCUCCCCCCACAAAAUAAAUGAGUAAUAAAAUACAAAACCAAACCAAAAAAAAAAAAAAAAAUGCAAAACUCUUUCUAAAAACACAAAAAAAUAGUGCAAAGUGCAUUUACAAAUUGUUUCUAUCAAUAGAUUUGUUUUCAGAAUUUUGUUUCAUUUUAACUUUUUGUCAUCCCUUCUCCUGUUUCACAUAUCUGUGAAGAAAAUAAGUAUAUAUAAUGAAUGCAUUACUAGUAUAUAUACAUACACAUUAUGUAUAUAUGAAUAUAUACUUAUAUUAUCUACACUUGUAUAUGUACGUAAUGCAAAAAGUAAAACGAUAAAAAAAAAAAAAAAAAAAAAAAAAAGAAAAACAUAAAAAAAAAAAGGGUCAAGAUUUGGUUGACCACUUAGCUGCCUGCAUACUUUUCCUUAUUGAAGUUGGUUUUGUUGAUUACUAAAUGAAUAUGUUUUUUUUUUUCCUUCUAUUUUUUAUUAUUUUGUAUUCCUCAGUUUUGAGUGGAUGUUGCGUCUUGAUUUUCAUACUACUGUAGUUGUGGAAAUGGACUUAAGCUAAGUGGUCAACCAAUACAGAAACUACAUGGAACAGUGUAUAGAAGUAGAUAAAUUUUCCUCUAAUCUGUACAUAAAAAGAAAAUAAAUGACUGAAUUGUAUGCCACAGACAUGUCCUUAAAUUCUGUAUCAUGCUAGCCUUUGCAUUAUGAUUUUCUUUUCCAUUUGUUGGCUUCUGAUCCUGGAUUUUUAGAAGUCCGUACGUGGAAUCACCUCCAAUUAUUUAGAAAUAAAUGUGAUUCUUAUUUUACUGAAAAAUAACUAUAAAUUUUGAUGCAUAUUUUACCUUUCACUGUCUUAUCAGCAACAAUAGGUGCAGAGUGACUUUGUCAACAUAGCAACAACCAUGUCGUCCAUUCCUCUUUUUUUUUUUUUUUUUUUUUAAAUUUAAGAGUCAGAGAAAACCGAGGCAUCCCUUUCUAUGAUACGAUUACCCCCACACUGCUUCGCUUGUGGCCGAUGCUCAGUCAUUUGAUUUUUUUUAUUUUCUUCUCUCCCAUUUUUAAGACAUUAUUGUUGUGGCAGUUUUUCAGCCGGUGUCAAUGAAAACAAAAUCUUCACCCAGGAAAUGACUUCAAUAACUACUGGGGGACAUGAAAUGUUUUUGUUUUUUUUUCUUUAGUUUUUUUUUUUUUUUUUAUGGUAUUGUUGCUUAUGGUUUUAAAAGAUUGCCGUACUCUGAAGGUUUGUGAAAGUGAAGAGACUGCUAAGGUUAGAGUGGUGUGUAACGGUCAGUAAGUUGUAACUGAGGUUGUGAGCUACACUGUCAGUCACAUGGUUGCACAUGUCGAGUUUUUGGUCAAAUCUCAAGUGUGGUGUAAAAUGUCACAAAUAUAUAGCCUGAAACUGAAGCGAAUAGUCACGAUUUUGGGUGCUAUUCUGACAUGAACUUCAAAUACAAUUAUAAAUUUACAUAAGCAUAAAGGUGAACAACUUAAUCAUACUGUACUUUUUUUUUCUUUUUAGCUCUAGUGUAAUUAAAACGAAGAUUUGCCCUGAUUCUAACCAAACGCUGCUUGAGAUUUGACCAAGACAGGCGAGUUUUAAAACGUACAAAUGACAAUUUGUCUGUUUUUAGUCUGUGCACAAUGAGAAUGAAUUGGUGAAGUUGUCUUUUGGUUCAGUUUUUGGUCAGAUCUGUUUGUUGUAUUGAUACUGCAGCCACUUAUGGACGUCACUUCUGUAAUCCUUUUUUAUUUGAUUUUAUUUUUGUUGUUUUUAAGUCCUGAAAAGGGGGAUCUUAAUGUUUGCACAUGAAUUGUCCUGGUACACAAGUAAACCCCAGAUGAUUUAAGGCGAUCAUUCCCCCACGCAGGUGAAACCUAAUAACACAUAUUUCUGGAUGUUUUUUUUCUGGAGUACUGGGAAUAGUCGUCCAGUGCUUGUUCUUGUUCUAAAUGUAAUUCUUUGUCACACUUUUGAAAAUUGUUAGAACUAUAACGCGAUCAUGAUUCUGCUUCCAUGUGGCCACCAUUAAAUCUCUUAAAACGUCACGUCCUCAGAAAGUUAAUACCCUACUGCUAAAUAACCUGGAUGUGUUGGAAACAGUCAGCAGAGAGCUUCAUAAAGUAGUAUUGUGAUUUUUGAGUUUUGACAUUGUAAUUCGAUGGUCCAGGUUUUUGACUUAGCAGUUUGAACAACACAUACUUGUAAAUAUGCAUUUUCUAGGUAUUUACAAACAAGAACUUUGGGAGCGCCUCAAUUUUGUAGAAGCUGUUCAAAGAAGAGGUAUGCCCUUUUUAAUUAUGCAAAUUAACAAAAAAAAAGAAUAAUAAUUAUAGAAAUGGACAACAGCAACCCAGUUCGUAGUUGCAACAUCUCGUAAUGUUUAAGGUUUUCUUUUAUUUCAAUUUUUUUUUCCUGUAUUUUUUUUUUUUAAAGAGGGUGUCUGGCUGAUGGGACAAAGAGGAGAAUUUAUGUUGCAGCUGCAUCAGACAACUUAUUUCACUGUACAAUACAUAUUUUUUAGUAUAUGUUGCUGGAUUUGUCCUGUUUUGUUUUGUCAAUACUUCACACGGCUAUACAACAAUCAACAUGGAUUAUUUUGUUUUCAAUGUGAAGAAUGUUUUCUUUUCAUGCAUGUUGAGAUGACCUGGCUGGUUUUAAUCCCUGUUUUUAUCAGUUUGUAUUGAUUUGUGGAUGAAAAAGAAAAAAAAAAAAAAAGAAAAAAAAAAAAAAAGCUUUUGUUCAACCUACCGAGUCAAAUUUUGGUAUAUUAUUUCAUGUGUACAAUAACUUGUGACAUUAUCAGCAAAACUAUUAUAAUAUUUUACUAACAUGUCAAGCAGAUAUGUAUUGGUCAUGUAUUUUUUUUUUUUUUUUUUUUUUUUAAUCUGCAGUUACUCAGCAGGGCUAACUCUGAGGUUGCUCCCUGGUAUGUUUUUGAGGUUGGUAGGAUCUGUUUUUCCACCAAACAGUCAUUGGCUAAUUUCUGAAGUCGUGCAAUACUAAUAUGUCACAGCUUCUCCGGCUACAGUUUAUUUAUUUUUUGAAGCAAGAGGAGAUUGAGCCAAAGACAUUUUUAAAGGGAUUUUUACGCAAGGUUUCUGUCAGUAAUGUUCAGAAAAAUCCGACAGAAACUUUGCUAUGAAACGGAGGGUCUUUACUUUUUAACUGAAGCUGGUUGUCGUAUGAUUUUUUUUUUUUUUUUUUCUUAAAACAUACUGUGUUGCCUUUAAAAGAAAUCGAAACUGAACCGACCUGUGGCACAUAGAACGGGAGCAACCUUCUGCCCAGCCAGUAGAGAGCACUGUGUUCAGCCUUCUCCAAACACCACAUCUCCUCCUGUUCUCUGUUUGCUCUCCUCUGUUCUUCCCUUUGCUGCAGUGAAUCAAUGGCUCACCUGUUCUCCCAGCCGCCCGGUCCCAUUGGUUCCUCCAUCAUGGGUACAAAAUUAAUGAAUAGAUCUGUUUUGCUCUUCUUCAUUUCAAUUGGUGGUGGUUACAAUAAAGGAUUUAGACUGUGUUUCAAAGGUUUAUUUUCUUUUUUUAUUUGUUUCUCUAUUAAAGUGUUUUUAUUGAAAA